ACAACAAAAUGUCAAAAUAAAUUGAAUGGAGUGAAAAGUGUCGCUGCCGGAUUUUGGAAUAAGAAGUGAGCAAGUGAAUAUCGUCAAAAAAUCGAAAAUAUUCCUAGAAAUCCUUUUAGUUAUUAGUUUGUAAUUAUCGGUUUUAAAAUUUAUUCGCUGUACGUUAUAGUUUUUUAGUAUUAUUUUUGUUUAGCUAAGCCUGUGACUAAAGUCGAAAUUCUAAAUAAUAUCGAGUAUCUAGAGGACAUUCGCUGGGCGUAAAAAGAAAAUGGCGUGUGCUACUCUAAAAAGAAAUUUGGACUGGGAGUCCAUGUCCCAGAUGCCUGCUAAAAGGCGAAGAUGUGCUCCGUUUGCAGCCAGCUCAAGCACAAGCCCAGGAAUAAAAAUGACUGAAAAUAGGCCUUCGAGUUUUGGAGAGUCAGUAACUGCACCUGCUAAAUUGACCCCAGAGCGCAUGGCGCAAGAGAUUUGCGACGAGAUCAAGCGGCUGCAGCGGCGCCGGCAGCUGCGGCUGGCCAGCGGCGCGGCGGCGUCGUGCUCGUCGUCCAGCGGCUCAGAGGGCGACUGCUCGCCGCCGCACCGCUCCUCGCACAACUCGCAGAAGGUCCACAACCGCGCGCUCUUCACUUUCAAACAGGUAAAUUGGUUUAUAGCGACCCUAAUAUAACGGCCGUUUGGUGUA
Ostrinia furnacalis (Asian corn borer) is the source of this 682-nucleotide messenger RNA. Its product is annotated as akirin-like. The record is from RefSeq and is a predicted model, not a curated record. Gene Ontology annotation, cellular component: nucleus; chromatin. Gene Ontology annotation, biological process: positive regulation of transcription by RNA polymerase II; positive regulation of innate immune response. The coding region runs from base 269 to 667 and encodes 132 amino acids. The transcript is spliced from 2 exons. Lineage: Eukaryota; Metazoa; Arthropoda; Insecta; Lepidoptera; Crambidae. Gene Ontology annotation, molecular function: transcription coregulator activity.